Stylophora pistillata is the source of this 1588-nucleotide messenger RNA. RefSeq lists its product as uncharacterized. The record is from RefSeq and is a predicted model, not a curated record. NCBI's taxonomy places the organism in Eukaryota, Metazoa, Cnidaria, Anthozoa, Scleractinia, Pocilloporidae.
UUCAAAGUAGCUCCUACGGUUUUCAGAAUCUUGUUACGUUAUUGUCGAGGUCUUUAGAAGGGUAGAAUUGUACAGAAAAACAUGACUUCCAAUGUGGAAAAUGACCCUAACGCGCUGAAGAUCUGCCCAUACGACCCGGUUCACAAAGUGAGGGCAAAGAGAUUUCCUUACCACUUGGAGAAAUGUCGAAAGCAAUAUGCGAGUGCAGGAUGGAAACAGUGUCCCUUUUUUGCUCGACAUGAAAUUCCUGUUGAGGAAUUAGAAUAUCACCUUUCCAUUUGUGAAUACAAGGACAUGAUCAGACAAGACAUAGAAGAAGCUGGCCUUCAGCCAAUAGUUGAGGAGAAAAGAUUACGACAGCCGCAGCCAACCCCAGCAGUAUUACCUGAGGAAACUGAGGAUUGGGAAACAGAGGCUAAUAGGCAACCAUUUUCAAUCCUUACGUCGGAGCCACAAGACGAAUCUAGAGAUGCAUAUGAUGUCUUGCAGGCGAUUCAAGAUGUACAGGCUGAAGCUCAUGCUAGACCUAACCUUAUAGAGACCUCAGGCAUGACACCCGCACAGAAGAAAAACUUCAAAAGAGCACAGAAGAGACAAGAACGACGGGAAGCUGAAAGUCAAGAACCUAAAAUGACAAAUGAAGAGAAGGCUCAAAUCCUAGCAAAAGAGUACAGUUUACUUAACAAUACAGGCAGUUUUGUUGACUUUGUGAGUAUCCUAAAUCAACACUGUCAGAAAAGCAAAAUCAAUGUACCAAAAUAUGGUGAAGCACCUGGAGUUGACGGAGGCUUUGGAGCACAGUGUUUUGUGAAGGGUCAGAUAUUUAAAUGCAUGAAGUGCUGUUCAACCAAGAAAGAAGCACGUCAUGAUGCUGCCAUGCGUGCUGUCUUGGGUCUCAAUAUUCCUGUGGUUGACCCCACACCCAACAAACGGAUGGAUGCAAGAACUGCCACUGACCAUCAGAAGCUCAGAGAAACUCAUGAGUUACAGCUUCUGAAAGAGGCACAACAGGCACCAGCCAAAGGCAGAGGCAGACCAACUGUGCAGCAGCCUGUGAGUUCCUUUUCCACCUCAGCUACUGGCCCACCCAUGUCACAGCAACCAUCACAGUAUAUGGCAGUCAACAACUUCACUGAGGUUACUGGUGCAAGAGGAGGAACAGAAGAUGAUGAGUGGACAACUGUGGGUAAGAAAGGAUUGAAAAAUCCAGUCUAUCAGCAUUCCCUCAAGAUGGCAGGGCGUGGAAGGGGUAUGACAAGGCGGUGACAAAUGACUACUAUUGCAUCUGACCAGCAGAGACAGAAAUCCUGACCAAUGGAUCUUUCUGUGUUCUCCCUUAAAUAACUAUUAUUUUCAAUGAGGGAGCAAGGUUCUCAUUCCUUUGAUCUGUUUUGCAUCAUUCCCACAAUUCCUUCAAGGUUGGCACGCUAGACCUUUGCUCCACCUGAAAGAUUGCUUCCACUCUGAAAGACUACCUAGUGAAAGCAAGCUGUGUGAAAGCCCUUCUGUUAUGUUAGUUUAACGAGAGAGCUACCAUUCAUUAGUGAAGAGGUACAUAUUAGGUUAGCACUUAUUUUUUUCAAGUUUG